CAAAACCCCCUCUCUUGUGUGUAAAUACCUAAAUUGGAAUUCAUCGCCUGACAACAAUCUCAUUGCAUUUCUCAAUCAGGAACACACAGAUACGAUUCUAUACGAAGAAGUCGUUUGCAUUGCUUCUCUACUGAUACGGACUUCAUUUGCAUAUCCGCCUCUGCGGCCGCCUUAAUUUCUUCUUUCGCCAAUUGCUCUGGGUGUUUGGAGGGGAUUUGGCUCCUGGAAAUGAGGAUUUUUGGCUAGAGGAAUCGAUAUUAGGAGACAGAAUGCCUGGGAUGGUGCAGAAGAAUAAUGUUUGCGGCGGUUCUAAUUAUCACAAUCAGCUGCACAAGUUUUGGUGUGAACUGUCAACACAAGCUCGGCAGAAACUUAUGAGGAUUGACAAACAGACACUAUUUGAGCAUGCUCGUAAGAAUUUGUACUGCUCUAGGUGCAAUGGGUUGUUGCUUGAAAGUUUUUUACAGAUUGUUAUGUAUGGAAAGUCUCUACAGCAGAACUGUGGCAACUUGUGUAUUGAUAAUGAGUGCCAAGAUAAUGUGAUAGAUCCGUCUAUCCAUCCAUGGGGUGGAUUAACCACUUCCAGGGAAGGGACAUUGACGCUUUUGGACUGUUACCUUCACUCAAAGUCUUUGAAGGGUCUCCAAAAUGUAUUUGACAGUGCACGUGGAAGGGAAAAACAACGCAAGUUGCUCUAUCCUAAUGCAUGCGGAGGAGGUGGCCGGGGAUGGAUAAGCCAAGGAAUUACGGGAUAUGGUAAAGUACAUGUAACAAGAGAAACAUGUGCUCUUCACACUGCUAGAUUAUCAGUGGAGACAUUGGUCAACUUUUGGUCAUCCCUUCGAGCAGAGACUCAGCAAUCUCUUCUAAGGAUGAAAGAAGAGGACUUUAUUGAAAGACUCAUGUUUAGGUUUGACAGCAAAAGGUUUUGCAGAGAUUGUCGAAAAAACGUGAUACGUGAAUUUAAGGAGCUAAAAGAGCUGAAGCGCAUGAGAAAGGAUCCUCGCUGUACCAGCUGGCUUUGUGCAGCAGAUUCUGCCUUCCAAUAUGAGGUUUCUCAUGAUACAGUUCGAGCUGAUUGGCAUCAAACAUUUUCAGAUGCUUGUGGAACGUAUCAUCACUUUGAAUGGGCUAUUGGAACUGGAGAAGGAAAAUCUGAUAUCUUGGAUUUUAAAAAUGUUGGGCUGAGAGUAAGGGUUCAAGUGACUGGGGUAGAUCUAAGUGGUCUGAGUGCUUGCUACAUAACUCUAAGGGCUUGGAAAAUGGAUGGACGAUGCAAUGAACUGUGUGUGAAAGCUCAUGCUUUGCAAGCGCCGCAAUGUGCUCAUUGCAGGCUAGCUGUUGGUGAUGGAUAUGUAAGAAUUAUAAUAGGGGGAAAUAUCAAAAGAUUCUUUGAGCAUGCAGAGGAAGCCAAGGAAGAAGAGGAUGAUGACUCCUUGGAUAAGGAUGGAAAUGAGCUUGAUGGUGAGUGCUCUCGUCCCCAGAAACAUGCAAAGAGUCCUGCACUUGCUAGAGAAUUUCUCCUAGAUGCUGCAACUGUCAUCUUCAAGGAACAGGUUGAGAAGGCUUUUAGGGAGGGGACUGCCCAAAAAAAUGCACAGAGUAUAUUUGUUUGUCUUGCUUUGGAAUUGCUGGAAGAGCGUGUGCAUGUGGCGUGCAAAGAAAUCAUCACUUUAGAAAAGCAGAUGAAACUACUUGAAGAAGAAGAAAAGGAGAAGCGUGAAGAUGAAGAGCGCAAGGAGCGUAGGAGAACAAAAGAAAGGGAGAAAAAGGUGCGCAGAAAGGAAAGAAUAAGAGAGAAAGAAAACAAAGAAAGGAGAUGUGCUGAAUCGAAUACAGAUCCUGUGGCUCUUGAUACUCGAAAUGAGGCAGAACCUUGUUCUGAUGAUGGUGUCAAUGUUGAGAACACCAGAGAUUGUACUAUGGAAACAGGGGAAGCUGCCUCCCUACCCAGUCCUUUGUUCCCUGACAUUCAAGAUGAAGAAUUUUUUAUGGAUUACAGUUCUCCAAAUGUGGAAAAUCACCUUGAAGAUAUUUUGGAAGAGGAAUCAGGAAUUACCAGAGAUUUUAAGGCCUCUUUGCCAUAUAAUCACUGUAGGUAUUCUCGCAGGAAACCAAGGUUACAUAAAGAUACUGAGCAGGAUUUGACUUCAAAGUGGUCUGAUAGGAGAAAGGGUUCAGCAAUGUCAGAGAGUGAAGUCACUACUGGCAAGUAUGAAUCAAGAAUUCAUGCUGAUGGUUUUUAUUCCACUAGGAGCAAUAAUUGCUUCGAUAAGCAGUUAAGAACGAAUGCUGCAAAGUUAAAUACUAGAUAUGAUCCAAAGUUGAGUGAAAAACUUCAGUGUAGAGUAGGUGACCGAUGUGAUUCCCAUGUUUGUAGUUGUAACCAUCCUAACGACUAUCGAGCAAGGCCAGAGUCGCAUACGAUGAGAUCAACUGGAGAGCCUAAAUAUGAGAAUAAGUUGGAGUCUUGUGAUAUUUCAAAAUCAUAUCAUCGAGGGAAGUGCACUCAAGUUGAGUGCGCGCGUGAGAUUAAUGGACAAGUUAAAGCCAAAGUCAAUUGUGGCAACUCACCUGUUACAAAGAAAGUCUGGGAACCUUUGGAUUCACAAAAAAAACUUGCUCAAAGCAACUCAGGAUCUGAUGUUGCCUUGAAGCCCAAAGUUGAAACUACUGAAUCUGAUCAAGUUACUGAAUCAUCUGGUACUGCUACUUCGUGUCAAUUGACAGAUACUUCGAUUGAAACUAAUACUGAGGACGAUGAACUGGGGGACUUCGCAAAGUCUGGAAAUGGUACUUGCACAGACACCGAGAAAGGACUUUAUUCAAUGAAGAAGUCCGAGAAUUACAUUAAGGUUGAAGAACCAGAGGAUGGGGAGUUAUAUUUCAUGGAUAGACCUCCACUCAGGACAGAAGGGUCAUUGCUGAGCAGAUCUUCCAACUCCCGCAGCUGCUCUUCCUGCCUCAGUGAAGGCGACAGCAAUACAUUCUCCUUAAACCACUGUAAUCUGGAAUCAACGUCCACAUCAGAUUCAGAAGAGUCUAGCCAAACCUCUGAGGGAAGAGAGAUGCUGCAUGAAAGUAGAAUUACUGAGUGUCACAAAGUUGUGGACGAUCGGAUUACAACUAGAGCACAUGAUUCUAACAACCAGGAACUAGCUUCUUUGAGCAGUUUGCCUGCAGAAACAGCCAUAUAUUGCAAGAACGGGAAAGCAGAUGCUGGUGUGGAUGCUCAGCCUCAAAUCGUGCUUCCCACUAUGAUGCAGAAUCAGAGCUUACAGUAUCCCAUCUAUCAGGCCCAAACAAUGGCUUAUUACCAUCAAGCUCCAGUCUCUUGGCCAGCCAACCCUACUAAUGGAUUAAUGUCCUUUCACUACCCCAAUCAUUACUUAUAUCCCGACAGGUUUGGGUACGACUUGAACACAAAUGCACAGUUGAUGCAGUAUGGGGGCUUACAGCAUCUCCCUCCGCCGCUAAUAACUUCUGUUCAUAUGCCUGUUCUCCCCACUGUGGCUAAUGUAGUCUGCACAAAGGAUUACAACAUAGAUUCGUCAGUUGCAGAGGAUAACAGGUGUGAGAAGAGGAGUGAUGAAUUCUCUCUCUUCCAUUUUGGUGGCCCUGUAGGAUUCAAAACGGAGGAGGCUGUCACCUUGAAAGAUGGACGAGGUGGUGAUUCGUCGGAGAAGAGCCCCCAUCCCUGCAAUGCAAAAGAGUCCAUAGAAGAAUACAAUUUGUUCGCUGCCAGUAAUGGCAUAAAGUUUUCUAUUUUCUAAUUUAUUGUGGAUUUGUGAUACAAGGAAGCCUGAGUGUGUAAACAAUAAUCCUUCUCUGCAAAAGAUAUAUGGUUUUUAUUACAUUA
Messenger RNA from Salvia hispanica, 3859 nucleotides. RefSeq lists its product as uncharacterized. NCBI's taxonomy places the organism in Eukaryota, Viridiplantae, Streptophyta, Magnoliopsida, Lamiales, Lamiaceae. The record is from RefSeq and is a predicted model, not a curated record.